Messenger RNA from Trachymyrmex cornetzi, 8693 nucleotides. It is a transcript of the gene pum, whose product is annotated as pumilio. Gene Ontology annotation, biological process: post-transcriptional regulation of gene expression. NCBI's taxonomy places the organism in Eukaryota, Metazoa, Arthropoda, Insecta, Hymenoptera, Formicidae. The transcript has 20 exons. Gene Ontology annotation, molecular function: mRNA 3'-UTR binding. Gene Ontology annotation, cellular component: cytoplasm; nucleus. The coding region runs from base 355 to 4077 and encodes 1240 amino acids. The record is from RefSeq and is a predicted model, not a curated record.
CAACGGCAAUCUCAAGCCUCAACCGCAGCCGCCUCGUCACCGUCACCGUCGUCGCUACCGUCGUCGUCGUCGUAGUCGCCUUCAUUGUCCUCGCCGUCGUCUCCUCCUUUUGGUCGUCGUGGAAACGGUUGGUGAGGAUGUGCCGCCGUUAACAACCACGCGCCUACGGAACAUGUUCGCGCAACGGCCGUAGCAAGCGGCAAUCUCCACGGCAUCUCGCCAGACGCCGCCGGCUCUCUCCGUGCGAGAGCUAACCUUUACAGAGGCCGAGGGUGCACCUUCCCCUCCAGCACGUUUGGCCGUACCGCCUUCGCCGUGCCCGGGGACAGCGGCGCGGCCUGACACCACGAGGACAUGAAGUGGCUCGGCGCGAGCAGCGGAGGCGCCGGAGGCGAACCGGCAUCCUCCAUGCAGCUGCAUCACACCUCCGCCAACGGCCACAUACCCACGGAUACGGAACAGUGUGGGCAAGUUAUGGCUGGUGGCGAUAAUAUGCGAAUCCAACCUGGUCAGACUCAUCAAAUGGGAGUGAGUAGAACUCAAGACGACGCUAUGGUUGGUUAUGUGUUUCAACGACCUACAGAGCCAGAAUUUAACACCCAAUCUUCGACUUUCCAAGCAAAGCAAGCUCCAAGAGCUUGGGCAUUGGCGGAUGACGUUAUUGUUGAUAAUAAUCAAGAAAAAUGGAAAUAUUCUAUGACUAAGCUUAGUGUACCUCAACAAAGUCAAUCUCAACAAUUGGGAUUGACUAUGAACAAUGUACAUUUGAGUAAUGUACCUUAUGAGAUACAUCCUAUGCAAUUAAAAAGUGGUGCGCCUGGUGCAGAACAUUUGGUCUAUUUAAAUAAUCAGAUGACUGCUCAACAACAAGUUGCUCUCUUUCAUCACCAACAGCAGCAGCAACAACAAUUCAGGAAUGGACAGAUCGCUCCCUCGACAAAAAAGCUCUGGGGCGUGGACGAGGGUGGCUCCAAGGACGAAGGGGGUGUAAAAGGCGGUGGGACCCUGCUUCACCUGGGCGACCACCCGACCACCAUGUGGCGAGAUUCCACCUGGAGUACGACGUCAGAUCAUGCAGUGUCACAGCCAAUUUCAAUGGGUACGGGCAGACGUGUGGGAGUUGGAACGGGAUAUCACCAUCAAGCAUCAGAAGUUGGAACAGUGCUUAGUCCUAGAAGCAGCGAAACAGGUGGUUUGGGAGUUAAAAUGGUUGAAUACGUUCUUGGAUCGAGUCCCACUACACCAAAAGAUUUAGAACCACGAAUGGUUUCUCUAAGAUUGAAUACUGAUGCAGACAAGAAAGAAAAAGAAAAAGGUUCAGCAAGUCCCUUUGAUAGCACAAAGGAUGAUGCUGGACCACAGGGUAAUGGAUUAGCGUCCCAAAAUGGUUUAGACGACGACAAAGGGUUUAACCGCACACCUGGAAGUCGCCAACCGUCACCGGGCGAAGAAGAGUUUCAGAAGAACGCUGGUCCCGCAUUGGUAAACAAUAACGUUGUUCUGUUAAAACCUGGGAUUGACGUUGUCGGCAAUGAGGAACAUUUCAUGGCAGCAUUUGCUCCAGCACCACCGCAUCAUCUGCAGCAUCAUCAGGCACCACCGACUCAUCAUCUACAACAUCCGCAUUCACACGCAGCAGCGCAACUCUUCGGGGCGCAAGCCCCACCGCCGCCACAAGGUCCACCGCCUUCGCAACAACAGCAACAACAACAAGGUCCUCCGCAACCACAAGAAACCGCACCCUUUGAUGUCGGGACACUGUUCCGUAGUCAACCGCAAGGCGCGACACCGCAACAACUACAACUUCUACAGCAGCAGCAACAACAACAGCAGCAACAGUACUUAGCCGCAUCCCAAGCGCAGCAACAACAGCAGCAACAACAGCAACAAAACUUUCCUACUGCCCCCUAUACUGUUAUCAGUGGACAGGAGCCUUACGUAGGGGCGCUGAUAGCUGGCGCACCACCUCCUGUAGUACCGCAAUACUAUGGUGUCGGGCCCUGGGUCUAUCCGGCUGCUGCCGCGCAGGACACCGCCAACAAUCUGGCACAAACGGUACAGGGUCAGUAUCAGGUGAUACCGGCUUACUACGAUCAGAACGGUUCCAUCGUCAUGGGAGGGGUGCGCGGAUUAAGUUCGGCAGCGACCCCCAUGAGAUUAGUCAGCCCCGCACCAGUUCUCGUAAACAGAGCUCCGUCUCAACCACCACCGGGUCCACCGGCACCGCCACCGCCAAAUUUAUAUUCUCAACCAACUCCGACAUCACACAGCAACGCUACGCCUGGCGAAUGUCUAGGUCUGGCAGCGUGCAGCGCAGCGGCAGUGGUCGCGCAAGCCCAGGCAGUUGCGGUGCAACAGGCGCAGCAGCAAGGCUCAGGACUUGCCGCAGGUUUAGCGGCUCUAGGAUAUGGUGGCUCCCCGCUCGGAGCGUUGGGCUCGCCUGCCCAACUACAAAACACAGGUUUAGGCCUCGGUGCGUCUUCAACCGGCAGACGUGAUUCCUUUGAUAGAAAUACUUCAGCCUUCAGUCCAAGCUUGGAAUAUAGCCGGGCGAAGUGGCCUCAGAGUUACGGCGCCCUCGAUACAGGUACCUGGGACAGAGUGUAUUUAGCUACAAAUGCAGGUACUCCCUGCAAAGAAUAUACAGACACAGGUACAGUUACUGCGUCACCAAGUCCCUUAGGCUUGUCAUUAACACCCCCGCCAACUUUAGGAGGAUCAUUGGGUGGUCUUGUUGGAGGUGCCAGUCGAGUAUCAGCGGCUCCCGGUGCCGAAGCGAAGUUCCGCGCCAGCGCGGUACCCACCCUAACAGCCAACGGAGUGUUUGGCUCUAGUAGCUCUCUGUUUCCUAAUCUUGUAGGCAAACCUGGCCGUGGAGGUGCCGCUAAUAUCAACGACAAAAAUUCUGGAGGACGAUCUCGCCUAUUGGAAGAUUUUCGAAAUAAUCGUUUCCCGAGUCUUCAGUUGCGUGAUUUGGCUAAUCACAUCGUCGAGUUCAGUCAAGAUCAGCAUGGUUCGCGAUUCAUUCAACAGAAAUUGGAACGAGCCUCGGCCAGCGAGAAGCAGCUUGUAUUCCAAGAGAUCCUUUCCUCCGCAUAUUCUCUCAUGACUGAUGUCUUCGGAAAUUAUGUUAUACAGAAGUUCUUUGAAUACGGUACACAAGAACAGAAAUCGACUCUCGCACAAAAGGUUCGAGGACAUGUUUUACCACUUGCGCUGCAGAUGUAUGGCUGCAGAGUCAUACAGAAAGCACUCGAGUCGAUCGGACCGGAACAGCAGCAGGAAAUCGUACGAGAACUAGAUGGGCAUGUGUUGAAGUGUGUUAAGGAUCAAAACGGGAAUCACGUUGUGCAGAAAUGCAUCGAGUGCGUUGAACCCCGAGCAUUGCAGUUCGUGAUAGGAGCCUUUGCGGGACAGGUAUACUCUUUGAGUACUCAUCCGUAUGGCUGCCGAGUGAUCCAGCGUAUCCUCGAACAUUGCACCGCUGAACAAACUCAAGGAAUUUUGCAAGAAUUACACGCUGCCACUGAUCAACUAAUUCAAGAUCAAUAUGGCAAUUAUGUCAUUCAACAUGUACUUGAGCACGGAAAGCCAGAGGACAAAGCACAAUUAAUCAGCAGCGUUAGAGGUAAAGUACUCGCUCUUUCUCAGCACAAGUUUGCGAGUAACGUCGUCGAAAAAUGUGUGACUCAUGCUACAAGACAGGAACGCGCUGUACUAAUUGAAGAAGUUUGCGGUUUCAAUGACAAUGCACUGAACGUGAUGAUGAAGGAUCAGUAUGCCAAUUACGUCGUCCAAAAGAUGAUUGACGUCGCGGAGCCAGCGCAGCGCAAGGUGCUGAUGCAUAAGAUCCGGCCGCAUUUGGGAAGUUUACGCAAAUACACCUAUGGCAAGCACAUCAUUGUUAAAUUGGAAAAGUUCUUCAUGAAGACCGCUUCAGCGAUGGGAGUAGGAGCGACGUCUGCUGGUACAUCAACAAGCAGCGGAGGCGGCGAUCUCGGCCCAAUCGGACCGCCCGCGUCUGCCGCGUCUGGUCCAGUCUCAACGUCGAACCAACAAUCAACGCAGGUUUUAUAAACGCGCAUGCACGGAAUAGCCUCUCUCCGCGGAAAAAGAAAAAAGAUCCGCGAAGGAGGCAAGGAAAACCGCAUGUCCGCAUGUCGCGUUAAGUACUACCUUAUCUUUUUACCUUAGCGAGAUCUGUUCUACCUAUCGACGGGAAUCACGAAUUUCAACGAAUUUCCCACGUAUGUUUCUUUUCUCGUUUUGCCCUAUGUCCUUCGAAGAUAAGAGAAAAAGAAGCGGAAAAAUAAACUUCUCUAACGAUUGUUUCUCGUGAGAAAUUUGUUAAUGUAACGAUUUUUCUUAUUUUUGCAAUCACGAAGUCGACGAUAUUUGUACAGUAAACCAGCUUUUCUUCGGGACUCUGGCAAUGCGAGAUCAAAUUAUGGCGAAAUCCGUUCUAACGAGAACCCCACGAAAAAAACAGUCCGUAGAAACGAGGAUAGAUACGUUGUAGCGCAUUUUUCUAUCGUUUUGCAACAUGUACCCCUACUUGGAAAAGUACCACGUACGUAGAGAUAUUCGCAUUACCGAUCGAGCAUAUUGAGUAGAAGUGUUGCACUAUGAUUUCUGGUUUGCAAGCGAUGAUGUUUCUCACGAUCGGCUCGAGUUUCAGGUACGUUUCACGACUAAUCGGCGCACGCUGAGCUAAGCUAUUGGCUAAUAUUGUGCCGCAUAAAAAUGCAUUAAAUUUCGUACAGAUCCAUAAAAGAGGAUCACUCGAUUAUUAAAUUAUCGUGCAGAGCAGUUACGCUGGAUUUAUUAGAUGCGUUACGUCCCCUCAAUUCAGCACAUAGAAAGGAAAAUAUGUAAGGGCUUUAUUCUCUAAAAGUGAACAAAACGGAACAUUACGGAUGUGCGAAGCGCGAUUCUCGUCAAGAAUUAUAUUCGGCGAGAAUCUUAACAACAAGCUUCUACGAGGGCGACGCGAUAAAAUCACGGACAGUUUUAGAGACAGUUAGGUCUUAGUGCUGCAUGCAUUUAUAUCGAAUUGUACGAGGGUUGUAACACAUUACAUACACACACACACACACAUACACACAUACACACAAAUAAACACGCCGCGAAUAAUGUGUGACGUUCCCGAUCUCGCGUAUACCGGGCCGCUUCCUCUCUUUUACACGCAACCUGCUUUAGUAUUAUUUUUAAACGCACGGUAUGCGCCCGAUCGACGAGUCAGCAGACGAGAAAAUAAGGUUAAAACUUGAGAAAUAGAAGUUUUUUUAGGAGUUAUAGAUAUGUUGUUUAAAUGUAGCAUAGCGUUUGACAUGGGAAUGAAAAAAAUCAGGCAUAGACCCUUGGACCUCUGACCUGACCAUCGAUCUGUCCCCUUGAGACUAUUAGGAACGUUCACACAAGGAGCGAUUAUUUCGUUAUUCGAUUUUUUUCUUUUCUUUUUUUCCUUAUUUUUUUAACGUCAAAAUAAUCUUUAAAAAGUUUCUAAAUGAAAAAAGGGUUAAAUUUUUUUUCCUUUUUUGUUCGCCUUGAUUUUCUAUGAACGUAAUCUACACAGAGGGAAGUGAAGACAGAUACGAAAAAGCAGACAAAGUGAGACAACAAGAUGAACUGUUCACGUUACCGCGUUCUCCUUUGUUAAUUUUUUCAUGUUCGUAGCUUCCGGAGUAAGGAACAUGGCCUUUCCUCACUCUUUCCCUCUUUUUCUUAUUUCCAUCAUUUCCCGUAUAUUCUCCCGUCCCUCGAGCCCUCUUGAGAUCCUCGAAUUUUGUAAAUUGUGAUAUAAAUAAAUAACAAAUGUGUAUAGGUACAAAUAUCCGAAAUACGCGAGGACCGAUAAAUUCAGUGAAUAUUUUAUUUUCCCUUAUUUCUUGACGGAGUCUGUGAAUAUUAUGUAUUAUAUAAUAAUUACUAAUUAUAUUAAAUUUAUGAUUUACGUUCUAAACGCUGCUGUCCCAACCGUAGUUACGCUCCCCCUCCCCCUCUAACCAAACUCAUCCGAUUUCACAUUUUUCCGAAGUAUCCAAUUGUAAGAUAUAAACAUAUUUCAUGGAGUUGCACUAGGCAAAAAGAAAUUAUAUAUACAUACAUAUAUAACUAUAAAUAUAUAUAUAUAUAUAGAGAGAGAUAUCCCUCCCUGUCCUCCCCUUUAAAUAAUUUGCAGCUAUCAUUCUUGGAACGUAAAAGACGAAGACCAUUGUACAUUGUAUAAAUGAUAUAAACGCGUUCUCGAGAAACAAAAAUAUCAGAAGAUCGUGCACAACGCAUGUGUAUCUAUAAUCCGUUCGCGCCAUUUUCUCCCCAUUAUCUCUUCGGAUAUACAUAUAUACAUUCAGACACACACCACACUUUGAAUAUUUCAAUUGUAUUAUAGACCGUUGGAGGACAAAGAGCGCACACUCAGCCAUUUUCAUUGGGAUCGCGCGUACUUUAUGCUACUGUGAUGUAAGGAUUCUCUUUUCUCGGUAAAAACAAAUUUUUAUACAUAACUUAGUAUUGCUUUCUUUCGAUUAUCAGCCGCCCUCUCGUGUAUAAUGAUGUGAUAUAUUUCGUUUCGAGAUAGAUGUUAAAUAUGUAGAAAUCAAAGGGAAAAAAGGAAAAUAAAAGAACUCACAAAACUCGCCAGCAAACUAGAUUAAAUGCCCGUCGCACGACUCUGUACAAAAAGAAAAAGCAAAGAAGAGGGAAGAACGUAGCAGCUUUCUUUGUAAGAUAUUGUAAAUAACGAUUUAUUAACGAAAUUGACAAAUUCUUAAGUACCUCUUCUCUCCCUCUCUCCCCCCCCCCCCCCCCCCCAGCUAUCACUCUCUCCCUCUCUCUCUUUCUUUCUUUCUCUUUGUUCGAAACAAAGGUUACCCUUGUCAAAAUGCCGUUAAGGGGGUGGGUUACGGACAAACACGCGACGAAAGUAAACGCGGUAUUUCAUCGUUCGAUGCCGCUUAUGAUGCGUAAAUUCCACGAAAUGCUUGACUCUCGCUUCUUCCUUGCAGCGGGCGACCCUUCCGAAAAUCGCUGAGGCUGCACGUUCGCUCUAUGUAUCACACAUAUUUACAUGAUACUCACACACACAGAGUAACACAUGCAUAUGUAAUUGACACGCUGUAAAGAGGCGAAAAGUACGAUAGACCUCUCGUGAAUAUAGACAGACAUUCCAGUCGCCACCUCAUCUUCAGUCGACAGGACGCCGGACCUGUAAAAACCGCUUUAAAAAAAAGAAAAAGUAACGAAUUACGUAGAAUGCGAGAAACGUGUAAAACGUGCUUGUAAAAAACUAUGACAAGAAGAAAAAAAAUAGUUCCUUCAUCCGUAAUAAUGAUAAAUCGCGAUCACGUGUUCAUCUGUAAAUUAAAAGUCGUUAAAGGGAAGAAGAUACACUGCGCCUCUCAUCUGUAAUAGAUUCCAUCGAUCGCACCUGACAAAAUCGCGCAUAAGGGAAGCGAGGUAUAAAUUAAGCGAGAAAAAUGUUGCGAAAAAGGAAAAACGGCACGAAGCGUAAGUCGAACGCAAAAUAUCUCAUGUCUUAUCAGCUAACGUAAGAUUAUCGAUUUAUCUAUCGUAUUUUUAGUACUAUUAUCAUUAUAUUAUGAUAUUGUAUUAUUAUUACUAUUAUUAUUAUGCUAUCGUAUAUUGUUUGAUUAACGGUCCUCUUUUCUCUCCCUAUUUGAUUAUUCAUUUCCGCUAUUACUAAUCGCGCUAGACAUAUGUAAAUAUAUGUAUAUGCAUAUAAAUCCGCACGUAUAUACAUAUACAUACGUAUGAGCACACGCAUAUAUACAUAUAUACAUAUACAUAUAUACAUAUACGCAUGUAUAAGCUCGGCACAUGUAACACACAUUUAUAAAUAUGAUAUAACAUGUUCCAAGUACACUUGUCAUUAAUCUUUCCGAUUGUCACAUUUCUCCUAUCUCUCUCUUCUUCUCCUCCUUUUCCCAUGAUAAAAUCUCUCGAAAAUUUGGUAUGAACGUUUAGGGAUAGAAAUCGCAUUAAUCUAACAGUCUGUCGUCAUAUAUCUACUUAAGCCUCCCUCUUGUACCAGACGAAAAAAAAGUAAAAGAAUUUAUCGAUUUUUAAUUAUAAAUAGUGUAAAUUUUUUAUAUAGUGCAAAAAAUGCGAUAUCGCUGAUGAGACGCUGUCCGAGCAAAUGCGUUUAUUGCGUGUAAAGAUAUGGAGUGCGGAAAAAAAAGGAAAGGAACUUGUGACCGGUGAAAUCAUAUGAUCUUCAUUCGAUCUUUAUCUGAUCUUUAUUAUCUUUUGUCAGCUGUACACUUCCUAGAAAUAAAUUUUACGAAUCACGUUGAUCCAGACUGGGUUGAGUUUUCAAAGUAUGAUCGACCUCGUAAAAAAAUUUCGUUUCCUUUCUUUUUUUUAAUGAGCGUCUAAAUUGACGAUGACGUUGUUAUGUUCGUUUGUUGCUUUUGACAGCAGUCUUGAACACCGUGAUUUGUAAAUUCGAUCAAACUUUCAUCUGCGAAAGAGAAGCAAAGGGAGAAGCGAUUUAUCCCGAUUUUUCCGCAUAAAUUCUGGGACGUCUUUGCUGCUCUUUUGGUGUGAUGAUAUGCGGAGAUUUUUGCGAAACGAGAGCACUUUAGAGCAUCGCAUUCCCAUAAUGACGCAUCUCCGAGAGUGAAGGUAUAUCUGAGUGGAAAAAAUAGAAAAAUUGUAUCCAUGAAAUAUUG